AUGGGAAAUGUUGUAAAUAAAAUUGUUUUUAAUGCCCCUUAUGAAGGGUGCUUUGAAAAAUUUGAUUUAGAUUUUAUUUUUAUUGAAAUAGAAAAUAAGGAAAAAGUUGCAGCUUAUUUUAUUAAUAGAAAUGCUCCGUUAACAAUUUUAUUUUGUCAUGGCAACGGUGAGAACAUAUACAUGUUGUAUGAUUAUUUUUACGAGACGUCGAAAAUAUGGAAUGUUAAUGUAUUCUUAUAUGAUUAUCUUGGAUAUGGAGAAAGUACCGGGACAUCAUCAGAAAAAAAUAUGUACUUAACUGGAAUUGCGGUUUAUGAUUACAUGGUAGACUGUUUAAACAUAAAACCAGAGAGCAUCGUUCUAUACGGGAAAUCCAUAGGUUCAUGUGCAGCAGUUGAUAUAGCAAUUAAAAGGAAAGUAAAAGGAAUAAUUUUACAAAGUGCUAUAUUAUCCUUGUUAAAUAUUUGUUUUAAAACUAGGUUUAUUUUUCCUUUUGAUUCUUUCUGUAACAUAAAAAAAAUUCAUAUGAUUCCUUGCUAUGUAUUUUUCAUUCAUGGCACUGAUGAUAAAAUUGUUCCCUUUUACCAUGGAUUAUGUCUUUAUGAAAGGUGCAAACGGAAGGUUCAUCCUUACUGGGUUAUUGAUGGAAAACAUAAUGACAUCGAACUAAUUGAGAAUAAAAAAUUCAACGAAAAUAUUAAGUCCUUUUUAAACUUUUUAAACAAUUCAUAUAUUUAA
Molecule: messenger RNA, 738 nt
Organism: Plasmodium malariae
Lineage: Eukaryota; Apicomplexa; Aconoidasida; Haemosporida; Plasmodiidae
Product: alpha/beta hydrolase, putative
Exons: 7
Coding region: 1-738 (245 amino acids)
Source: RefSeq, a predicted model, not a curated record